GGGUCUGUGGCUUCAUGCCCUCACUGACGUCAUCACUCGGCGCCGGCUCUCGGUGAUUGCUGACCAGGAAGUGACUGACGACAUGGAAAAUGGUGGACGCCCAUCUUUUGGCCAGGUCAUUCUCUUGGCGACCAGUUCAGCUGCGACUGCACUUUUCUACUCCAUUUACCGCCAUAAAUACAGCGCAGCACAGACGCUGAAGGGCGCAAAGAAAAUCUCCCUGAACGAUGACAUACAUAACUUACUCAUGGACCUGCCUGGUCGGUGUGUGCCAUUUGCCGUGAUCGAAGGGGUCGUAAAGUCUGUUAAGGAGUCUCUAAAUAGUCAGUUUGUGGAAAAUUGUAAGGGAGUAAUCCAGAGGCUCUCACUGAAAGAGCACAAGAUGGUGUGGAACAGAACCACGCACCUCUGGAAUGAUCACGAGAAAGUUAUCCAUCAGAGAACAAACACAGUGCUCUUUGACUUGGUUCCUGAUGAUGGUGUAGCUGCAGUGUCGGUGAGGGUCGUGAAACCAUUAGAUGCUGCUGAGCUGGGACUGGAGACUGUGUAUGAAAAGUUUCACCCCGCGGUGCAGUCCUUCACAAACGUUCUGGGUCAUUACAUCAUCGGCGAGCGCCCCAAAGGAGUGCAAGAGACAGAGGAAAUGCUUAAAAUCGGUGCAACCAUAACAGGCAUUGGGGAGUUAGUCCUGGAUAACAAGAUAAUAAAGCUGCAGCCCCCCAAAGCGGGCAUGCAGUAUUAUCUCAGCAAUCUGGAUUUUGAGGGAUUGUUGAAGAAGCAGGAGUCUCAAGUCCGACUGUGGCGCGUUCUCAGCUUGCUAUUUGGCAUCGCUACUUGCGUCACUCUCUUCUUUAUACUGAGACGUCAAUAUCGCCAUCACAAGGAGAAGCAGCGUCGGAAGAAUCUGCAGAGAGAGUUCCAAGAAGCAAAAGCACGGUUAGAAGAAGAAGGAGGUGAUGAUGUCCGAAACCCGUGUGUUAUUUGCCUUAGCAAUGAGAAAUCCUGCGUGUUCCUAGAUUGCGGUCACGUGUGCUCCUGCUAUGACUGCUAUCAGGCUCUCCCAGGCCCCAAACAGUGCCCUAUCUGUAGAAAUAACAUAUCCAGAAUGGUUCCUCUGUAUAACAGUUAAAACCCAGGGUGGUGGAUCUCUCUCUGUAUACCUGCAGUAAUCUGAAAAUGGUUAACACAGAACUCUGGCCUUUACUGCCUGACUGCGCAGCCUGAACGCUCUAAGAAUGUGAGUGAAAUGUGACAGACUGAAUCCAUUCUAUUCCAGUACGACAUUCAUUUGGAAACCAAAGAUCUAAAAUAAAAGGACCUUAUCUGCGCGACAUAUGAAAUAUCUUUAUAGUUUAUAAGAACCAAUGCCAAAGACUAAAGAGGAUUAUGUACUUUUAAAUAGAUAUUUUCUGUGUGAAAAUAAAGAAGGAAAACAAACCUGUUUCACAGACACCAUUUUAGUUACUAGAAUGGAUUUCAGGUUUCUCCACCCAUAAUUCUUUUAUUUUUUUAAAUCCCUAGAAUUAAUGUGAUGUGUGACAUCAGGUGAGUUUUGGAUAAAUCUCCUAUUAAGUGUGUCAGUGGCUUGUAUGGGAUUACACCCCCUCUCCACGUUUCACAUUGAUGUCCUGCGAGCUUCCAUGCCUUCAGAAUGAUCCAGAUUUAUAGCGAGUGUUAAAACUUACCAGAUCAAAGGAAGGACCCUAACAUUUAUUAACAUUCUGUGUUAAUUGUCCUCUCUGAGAGGGUCUGAAAACCAGAAUUCCUAAACCAGCAGCAACACCCCCACGGUGUGCUUUAUAACUGACUGUAAAUAUGGUGCAUUAAAGUGGCAAUGUCACAAAUGAUGUAAAUGGAGUUAUUUCUCUCUGUAUUAUAGGGAAUAUGGGGCUACUAAUGAUAUGGUGCCAGAAUUAGAUCCAGGGCCUUGCACAGAUAUCUCAUUGAGCUGCAUUGGGAAGUCUGUGAUUGGACGGUAAUGUUAGAAGGGGAGG
Molecule: messenger RNA, 1994 nt
Organism: Pelobates fuscus (common spadefoot toad)
Lineage: Eukaryota; Metazoa; Chordata; Amphibia; Anura; Pelobatidae
Gene: MUL1
Product: mitochondrial E3 ubiquitin protein ligase 1
Exons: 5
Coding region: 83-1129 (348 amino acids)
Biological process (GO): organelle organization; protein ubiquitination
Cellular component (GO): mitochondrion
Molecular function (GO): ubiquitin-protein transferase activity
Source: RefSeq, a predicted model, not a curated record